AUGGUAUCUCCACAGCCAUUCGCGCGCCUCGUUGCCGCCGAGAUCGACGGCCGUGCUCACAACAUCCGCUACCGACAGUCCCAGUUCCACCGUCUGCAGUCGGCGCUGGUCCAGCACAUCGACCAGAUCAGAAAUGCGUUGCAGACGGAUUCCAGCAAUGCGCCGGAGGAGAUUCAAGCAGAGAUCUGUCUAGCGCUCAAGGAGAUCCGGACUCACUACCUUUCAUUGAACAUGCAAGAAGAUCUGGAGAAUGAGUAUCGCGUUACGAGGGGAAAGGACAAUCAGGAUGCUACGCGGGGAUCGGGGAUCGUGUAUAUUAUCCCGGCUACGCAUACGAUGUUCUUUUCAGUCGUUUCAGCGCUGAGUGCAGCAAUUGCGGCGGGAAACUGCGUUAUUCUCGAGUUGACGAAGAAUACUAUGGCUCUGCCUCCGCUCCUUCGCGAGAUUCUGCUUCAGGUUUUGGACGCGGAUACGUUUGCGAUUAGCGAGGAAAGGCCGGACGCUACUUUCCUCGAGAAGACGCUUGUGGUCGCUCAAACGAGUACAGCCUCGCUUUCUGGACGCGGUCUUGUCUCGCCUGUCACAGCUCGAACAGUUGCCGUUGUCGACCGAACUGCUGAUGUUCAAGGUGCCGCGAGAUCUUUAGUUGCGGCGCGAUUUGCGUUUGGUGGGCGAUCUACAUACUCUCCAGACGUCGUACUAGUCCAAGAGUUUGCCAUGAAGACCUUCGUUGAGGCUAUCAUCCACCAGUCAUCCAAGUAUCUCGCCGGCCCAGCAGGCGAAGAAAGACAAAAGGUCCUCAAUCCACGCCGAUCAAGUCCCGGUUUAUCUUUUCUGGAUCUGGCACACAAGGACCCGAGUGCGCGAGUCCUCGUUUCGGGGUCGGGAUGGGGUGUUGUCGAAGUUCAUGACAGAAAUUCACAGUUGCUGCAGAAAAAGGUUGAAGAGAAAGUUCUCGUCUUGCAUCCAGUUACGAGUCUGGACGAUGCAAUCGAUCUCAGUGCUCAAUUCGGAACCCUCGCAGCAACAUACGCCUUCGCCGAACCAGCCUCAUCCAAAUAUCUAACCCAGUUCAUCGACGCUCACGUCUCAUACAUCAAUCAAGUCCCCGCAGACCUCCUCAUUGGGCCCGCCUCACCCACAAACGUUCCUCAUAGCCGCGAAACUCGCUACGCGACAGCAACUUUCCAGGUGCCUCGACCUCAGUUUAUCACUCAGAGCACCAACACCGCACUCAUCCGACAUGUGCUUGAUAAACCAAGCUCACAGGAAGCACUUGCCGCCUGGAAAGAGGCUGUGGCACCCUUGCCAGCUACGGGACAGAAGCUAAACAGCAGGAUUGGGUUUUUCGAGCAGGGUAUUAUCACGGGAGGUGUGAUUACCUUGUUUUCGUUUGUUGCGACGGUUUCGACGUUGGGAUACUAUGGAUUUGUGUUUGUGAGAGGGUUGAGGAGGGGUUAG
Aspergillus calidoustus is the source of this 1461-nucleotide messenger RNA. The record is from the annotation of a GenBank genome assembly. NCBI's taxonomy places the organism in Eukaryota, Fungi, Ascomycota, Eurotiomycetes, Eurotiales, Aspergillaceae.